Entrophospora sp. SA101 is the source of this 210-nucleotide messenger RNA. The record is from the annotation of a GenBank genome assembly. NCBI's taxonomy places the organism in Eukaryota, Fungi, Glomeromycota, Glomeromycetes, Entrophosporales, Entrophosporaceae.
AUGACUGGGAUAACGGUUUUAAUUCGAAUGGGACAAAACAUGAUUCAUCAAAACCUUGGAGAAAUUUAUCAAAAUAUCGGUAAUAAUAAUUCCGUUCGCCAAAACAUGGUUCAUAAUAUAAUUUAUCAGAAUCCUGAAGUUAUUUAUCAUAAUGUCAGUAAUAAUAAUUACGCUCAUCAAAACAUGUUUCAUAAUUAUCCUAUUCAUUAA